GGGACCCCCGCCGCCGCCCCCGCCCCCGCCGGGAAACCUGGCCUCCGGGCCCGGGCGCAAGGCAGGAAAGGCCGGCUUUCAAAUGAAGAGCCCGGAGAAGAAGCGCCGCAAGUCCAACACGCAGGGCCCGGCCUACUCCCACCUCUCGGAGUUUGCUCCCCCGCCGACCCCGAUGGUGGACCACCUGGUGGCCUCCAACCCCUUUGAGGAUGACUUUGGGGCCCCGAAGGUGGGCUCGGCCGCCGCGCCCUUCCUGGGAGGCCCCGGGCCCUUCAGCAACUUCCGCAUGCAGGGCCCGAUGGGGCCCCAGGUCCCUCCCGGCUACGGAGGAGGGGGCCCCCAGCCCCUGCGCAGGCAGCCCCCGCCCUUUGGCCCCGGGCAGAUGGGCCCCGCCGCCGCCGCCGCCUUCAGCCUGCCCCCGCAGAACCCCGCCUACGUGCAGCCGGGCGGGAUGGGCUUUGGCGGCCCCCAGCCCUUUGGCCAGCCCCUGGGACAGAACUUCAGCCCCCCCGGCGGGCAGCUCAUGCAGGGGCCCAUGGGGGGCUUCGGCCCCAUGAUUUCCCCCACGAUGGGGCAGCCCCCCCGCGGAGGAGGGGACAUGGGCCCCGGCCUCAACGCCCCCGGCGGGCCCCCGCCCAUGCCCCAGCGCUUCGGCCAGCCGGGCAACCUCUUUGGACAGAACCCCAUGCAGCGCCCCAACCCCAACCUCCCCAACCUGCCCCCCAACCCCAGUCCCUUCCCCGGACCGGAUCCCGGCUUCAAUCCCGGAGGCGGAGGAGGAGGAGAAGAUGGCGGCGGAGGAGGAGGGGGCGGUGGCGGAGGAGGAGGGGGGAAGCCCCUCAACGCUCCCCCCAACGCCUUCCCUCCGGAGCCGCACACGACGGGCUCCCCAGCGGCGGCCAUGAACGGCACCCAGGCCCCCUUCGUGCCCAACAGCGGGGGCAACGGGGGCACCCCGGAGGGCAACAGUGUGGCUCCCGGCAGUGGCGGCGGCGGUGGCGGCGGCGGCUCCUCCUCCUCGGCCCCCUCCUCCGGCAAGGCCCCCGGGGGCCCCUCCGGCCACCAGCCGCCCCCGGGCCUGGUGUACCCCUGCGGGGCCUGCCGCAGCGAGGUCAACGACGACCAGGACGCCAUCCUGUGCGAGGCCUCCUGCCAGAAGUGGUUCCACCGGGAGUGCACCGGCAUGACCGAGAACGCCUACGGGCUGCUGACCACCGAGGCCUCGGCCGUCUGGGCCUGCGACUUCUGCCUCAAGACCAAGGAGAUCCAGUCCGUCUACAUCCGGGAGGGCCUGGGGCAGCUGGUGGCCGCCAACGACGGGUGAGCGGCCACCCUUUCGGACACAGGCCCGCCUUCCGGGCGUCCGGCCACCGCCUUGGCCUGUUGCGGGCUGCUUAAGGUGGACAGAAGGGA
Molecule: messenger RNA, 1413 nt
Organism: Anolis sagrei ordinatus
Lineage: Eukaryota; Metazoa; Chordata; Lepidosauria; Squamata; Anolidae
Gene: PYGO2
Product: pygopus family PHD finger 2
Biological process (GO): spermatid nucleus differentiation; kidney development
Source: RefSeq, a predicted model, not a curated record